Trichoderma citrinoviride is the source of this 408-nucleotide messenger RNA. RefSeq lists its product as hypothetical. The transcript has a single exon. The record is from RefSeq and is a predicted model, not a curated record. Lineage: Eukaryota; Fungi; Ascomycota; Sordariomycetes; Hypocreales; Hypocreaceae. The coding region runs from base 1 to 408 and encodes 135 amino acids.
AUGGCACCAGCGCAGCUCCUCCGCCUGCCCCUUGCAUACCGCCUCUUCUUCCUCUUCCUCGAGCCCAUCUCCGCCCUCGCCGGCGCCUACUACGCGCACUUCCGCCAGCAGCGCUACCUGCAGCUCCUCCACGGCGCAACCGCACCAGCACGGCUCGUCCCCGUGGGCACCUCCGUGGCAAUGUCCCAGCUGGCCAACAUGUAUUUGUCCUUCGCCAUCAACGAGGCGCUCGUGCUGCGCGCAACGCGGGACCUGCGUGUGUGGCGCGCCGUGCUGCUGGUGCUCCUGAUUGCGGACCUCGGACACUUGUAUUCUAUCAAGGAGCUGGGUCCUGCGAUCUAUUAUAAUGUCACGGGCUGGAAUAUUGGUGACCUUGGCAACGUGCCCUGGGCGGGGGUUGGCCUGUGA